CUCUCUUUCCCUUCCUCACUCACUCUCACACAAACACACGGUCACACUCACUCCUUCCUUUUCCCUUCACUCUCACUCUCUGAGCCAGCUGCGCUCUUUUCCCUUCACAUCAGUUUGUGGAUUCUGGCGCUUCUAGAAUGAUUAUUUAUUUUUACCUGUCUGAAGAAGAUAGAAGAUGAGGUGUGCGUUCCGCAUACUCUCCACUCUCACUGAUGCUUUCCCUUCCGUGUAAUCUCCCCCACUUUUCAUCUUAUGCAAAAGGAUUUCACUUCUACCUCCUCCAUUGAAACUAUCUGCCAACCAUGUAUUCCUUUGAUGACUUCAGUGAACAGAGUAUCUGCCAAGCCCGCGCCUCAGUCAUGGUGUACGAUGACACCAGUAAGAAGUGGGUGCCAAUCAAGCCGGGCCAGCAGGGCUUCAGCCGCAUCAACAUCUACCACAACACGGCCAACAACACCUUCCGCGUGGUCGGGGUCAAACUACAGGACCAGCAGGUGGUGAUCAACUACUCCAUAGUAAAGGGUCUGAAGUAUAACCAGGCCACGCCCACCUUCCACCAGUGGCGUGAUGCCAGGCAGGUGUACGGCCUCAACUUCGCCAGCAAGGAGGAGGCCACCACCUUCUCCACCGCCAUGAUGUUCGCCCUCAACGUGCUCAGCUCGCAAGACGGAGGCCCUGCUGUCCAACGGCAAAAUGGGCCCUCCUCAGAAGACCCCGAUGCACAGAGGAGGCAAAUGAUGGAGCAGCAUCAGAUGCAGAUGCAGGGAGUGGCCCACAAAGAGAGGGAACGACGGACGUCUGGCUCAGUCGUUUCCACCCUCCAAUAUAAGGUGUCCUCCCCUCCCUCUCACCCCUCAAACACCCCUCCUGAGUAUAGACACUACCGGGCCGCCACACUGCCGCCUUCCUACGGUCGAGUGGCCUCCAACUCCUCCCCUUCCUCCUCCUCCUCCUCCUCCUCCCAGGAGAGAGAGGUGCUGGGCGGACGGGCUGGUGACAACUCCGCCCAGCUCUCCCAGCUCUCCACCUCCCUGGCCUCGGCCUUCUUACCCGUGCAGCCAGGGGUGCCCAUGGCCCCGACCCGGCAGGUGCGCCAGAUCCCCCUCUCUCCCCCCACUGCUCGGGCCCUCCACCACACCCAGUCUCUCCACCAGGGUCACCCCCUGCAGGACCCUGUGCUGCCCCCCAAACACGGCACCUGGUCAGCCUCCCACGCCCACAUGUACAGCCCCAUGCCCUCCACGCCCCCCGUGGUGGGCAUGAUGCCUGUGCACAUGCCCCCUGUGCCUCAGCCCCAGCAUGUCGUCCCCGUGGCCCACCCUCUGCCGCCUCUCCACAGCCGCGUUAAGACCCACCCCCUGGACCAGCCCGGCCAACCCCACAUCCCGCCCCAUCUCCCCCACGCCAACGGCCAAUCAGAGGACUAUUAUAACCUUGCUCAGCAGCAACAGCAGCAUCUAGGUUAUGGCGAGGCUACUUCCUUGCCCCCUCUGAUUGGUCAGUCUGCGCAGGGCCCCGUCCCUGUCUCCGCCCACCAGCCCCAGUACCCCUCCUCCUUUCACCCCCAGCAGCAGAUGUACCAGGCCGCGCCCCCACCACCACCAGCUCCCCAAUUCUCUCCCCCCUCAUACACCACAGCCCCAUCAGAGGGGGGCUCGCCCAAGCAGACGCCCUCUCCUGUCGCUCAGGCUGCCACGGCCAGCUGCAGUCCGGUUUCUCUUCCCGCCAUGCUGACUGUGGCCCCACCGGUGACCCCACCUAUGCCUAUGGCCCCCCCUGCCCCUAUGGCACCCAUGGCCCCCCCCCCUCCACCGGGCCCCCCGCCUCCUGCCACGGUGCCACCGCCCAUGCCCCCUCCACUGCCGGUUGGUGGAGAGCCUGGGGGGCCACCGGUAGGGGGGGCAGGGAAUGAGCUGGCGCAGCCACUCUCAGGACUGGCGGCCGCCCUCGCUGGAGCCAAACUCCGUAAAGUUGCAAGGGAUGAGAACAGUCCACCAGGAACAGGUGGAGCCAAGAACGAUGUCAACCGCUCGAGUGGAGGUAGUGGUGGUGGAGGGGAGGGGCUGAUGCAGGAAAUGAACGCCCUUCUAGCGCGCAGACGGAAAGCCUCAGAGCGACCUGAAGAGGAGGAUCCCAAGCCAGGGCAGAACUCCACAGGUGCUGGGAAGAAUCCAUGGGACCGAGCAAACUCUGUAGACAAGUCUUCACUGGUAUCAAGGGUGCGACCAGUGGGCAGCACUAGUGAAGGAGACAUAGACUUUGACAGGAUGAAGCAGGAAAUCUUGGAGGAAGUUGUACGUGAAUUGCAGAAGGUGAAAGAUGAGAUCAUUAAUGCCAUUAGACAAGAAAUUGGUCGAAUCCAUACAUCAUAAUAUCUGGACAGCGGGACGUGCUGGAAGUAUGAAGGAGAAGAAGAUGUGCUCGGAAGGAAUGUUCUCUCAACGUUUCUGUGACGCUAUGAAACAAUGCUGUGACGCUGCAGAAAGGUUGAGCCAACAUUGAGUCUGCUGUGCAGAACAGAGGGAUGAAAGAAAAAGUCUGAGAAUGAAAAGGAGAAUGAGAGAGAGAGAAAGUAAUGGUUAAAUGAACAAAGGAUGUACGGACGGAAGGAUGGACGGACGCUUGCACCGUUUUCCGUUUUUUUCCUCUCCGUGCAUUUACAGACUCAGUCCAGUUUGCAGUUCUCUGCUCUGUCUGUUCUAAGUCUUACAAAAGAAAAUAUUUUUGUUUUCUACAUUUUUACCGUUUUAUUAUUUUAAAAAACUGUGAUUCUAUUAUUAUUCGUAAUAUUAUAUAUAGAGACAGACAAAACUGUUGUUCUACAUUGGCGGGUCCUGGAGGAAACUUGCACACCAUUUACGUCAGCCUUUUAUAUUUUAUAUGAUUUACUUAAUCCUUGGGUGUUUGACAAGCACAUAUGGCACAUACUGUGCUUUAGUCACCUGACCUCAGCAGUUUUUAAAAAGCUUUUUAUCAGAAGACAACUGACUGAACCAGGGAGGGACUACCUGGACUUGUCCAAUAAGAAACACUCAUUUUUGUUGUCCGUUGCUAAAGGUUUUAAUUUGGGGAUCAUUCACAAAAAACGUACCCAAAACUGUAAAUUCACCACAUAAGUUUUCCCAAUAUAGAUACAAUUAUCCAUAGGCUAACCCUACGAAACCCAGAGUAACUAUACAGUAUGCCUAUUUGAUUUGUUCCUGUGUUUCAACCAUGCAUGAAUCUGAUCUUUAUUUUUUAUUUUUAUGGUGGUACGUUUACAAUGGUGGUUUGUUUUUGUGAAUAUCCUCCUUGCUAUUUAAGGUUGAACUUGAAUUUGAUAUGUGAAAAUAGAGCCAAUUGCUCUUGCAAAAGUUAUUUGUGAUGAUAGGAAAAUGUUUAUUUGAGGAAAAUAUUUGAUUGAAUAUCAGUUGUGACAUUAUAUUAACUUUGACCAAGUUCUGAAUAAAAUUUCAAAACUGAAAGUAAAUUAAUUUAAACAAAACAAUA
Molecule: messenger RNA, 3489 nt
Organism: Coregonus clupeaformis (lake whitefish)
Lineage: Eukaryota; Metazoa; Chordata; Actinopteri; Salmoniformes; Salmonidae
Product: ena/VASP-like protein
Exons: 14
Coding region: 303-2372 (689 amino acids)
Biological process (GO): positive regulation of actin filament polymerization; actin polymerization or depolymerization
Molecular function (GO): profilin binding; SH3 domain binding
Source: RefSeq, a predicted model, not a curated record